UUAGCAUCGAAGGCAUCAAAUGUCACAGCUUCGAAACGUCCGAAUUUCUGAAUAAACGAACGAAUCGAACAACAGACAUGUCCGACAGUUGGGUUUGCACUCUUGCUUACGAUGGGAAAUUCGAAGCUCUGAAGCAGCAAUUCUGCUCGGACAAGACGAUAAUCUCCAAGAAGGACCUCGCGGGACGCAUUCCAUUACACUGGGCCGUGUCAGGCAAGCGAAAGGACAUUGUCAAUUUUCUGCUGCAGCAGGGUUCUCCCGUGGACUGCGCUGAUGAGGCCCAGUGGACAGCCCUGAUGAUUGCGUCUUCUGUGGGGCAUGCGGACAUUGUGUCCUCACUGCUCGAGAGGGGAGCGCAAGUCAAUGCGGUCAACCAGACGGGCCACACGUCGCUGCACUAUGCUGCCUCCAAGGGGCACCUCGAGGUUGCGAGGCUGCUGUUGGAGCAGCAUGCGGACGUGAAUGCUCGGGACCACAUGGGCAGCACGCCACUGCACCGGGCGGCUUCCCUGGGCCACGACCAUGUGGUGCGCCUCUUCCUCGAGGGCUACCGCAACAAGCUGGACCUGGACGCCAGAGACGCCGUCGGCAACACCCCGCUGCACCUGGCAUGCGAGGAGGAGCGCAGCCAGACGGCCAGGCUGCUCGUCCAGGCGGGCUGCAGGACGGACAUUCCGAACAAGGAAGAGAAGACGGCUCUACAAGUGGCUGCCCCUCCCCUCCGAAGAAUGAUCGAGGUCUUGGUAGCCGAACGAGAGAGUCGACGACUGAGUUGAGUCGACCUAAUAAAGUACAGCAGCGAGCCGUCACUUGGAAAGGUUCAGCCAGUCCUUGUCGAUGAUGCGGUGCAACUCGGUAAAAUUCCCGC
This is a messenger RNA of Ixodes scapularis (black-legged tick), 868 nucleotides long. RefSeq names its product 26S proteasome non-ATPase regulatory subunit 10. Gene Ontology annotation, molecular function: protein binding. Bases 78 to 776 code for a protein of 232 amino acids. The record is from RefSeq and is a predicted model, not a curated record. Lineage: Eukaryota; Metazoa; Arthropoda; Arachnida; Ixodida; Ixodidae. The transcript is spliced from 6 exons.